UAAACUUUCUGUGAAAUAGUUGGUGAUUGCAUCUAUUUUCGUUCUUCGAAUAAACGAAAAAAAAAAAUUGUAAAUAUGAUAACCCGUCGUUGUAACAAGCCAAAAAGCCCAACAAAUGUUGGACUUUCUUUUGUAGAAGUGAAGGAAGAACCGGAAGUUAAAUUGUACGACCUCAGUGAACUGCUUCAACCUCAAAGGACACUGAAGCGUACACCAGAAACAAUACACAAGCAUAGUUCUACAUUACAACCGAAAACGUCUGAGCAAAAAUCAUGCAAAACUAAUUACAGUAGAAGUCGUGCCACACAGGUUAAUUCAGAAGACAUUGACGCAAUAAGCGUAAGAAGUUUAGAUCUGUCUAACGUUCAAGCUGAAAAUAAACCAAUUCUACCUAUCGGAACCGAAGUGACUAUCCCACAGUGUCGGUUUUGUCUGCGAAGAGUUUCACGUGCAAAUUUGAAAAUCAUUCUCACUAAACAUAAAUCAAAAGCACAAGCCGCUUUCCAGAUACGUGUAUUCCCUAACGAUGCCUAUCCAUUUGCUUGUUCUAACUGUUUGAACUUGAUAGACAUUUUCCUGGACUUCAAAUCAUCUGUCACGAAGGCACGGAAUCUACUUCUGAAUAAAAGAAUGCAUUUGGAAAAUGACGGGUGGGAUGAUCCAACACAUAUAGAAGCUUUCAACCAGUGUAAAGCUGCCGUCGAGCAACAUCGAAUGCAGAUAGAGGCUAUCUAUGAUGAGCAAAUGACUAGAGAGGAAAGACGAAAUGAAUCCGUAUUUGAAUCAAAAAUGGAGCAGAAUGUUGCAGAACAAGAAAUACCUUAUACUAACGAUGAUUUUGAUGACGAACAAAGUUCAGAAACAACAGAUAAAAUGGCGAUUGAACCAGCUGUUGAGUUAGAAUUGGAAUUUGAUAUUAACGAAGCGAAACAUAUGUUGAUGUCCCAUCGCAAUAUUAAUGAGAAUAUUGAUAACGAUAGUGAACUAAUCACCACUUUGAAUGCUGAUAUAACUCAUGAAGCACAUGUUGAGAAUGAGAACUACACUACUUCAGUUGAUGAGGACUACGUACACCUAUCGAAGAGAAGAAAGGCAAAGGUAAUCAAAUAUUAUACCGAAUCUGAGCAAGAUUAUGAAGAUGACGACUACACUCCAGCUGAAACGAAUUCAUCAGAUGACAAUGACUACAUACCAGAAACAUUAGAAGAUACAUCAAAGAAACCCAAAGCAUCAUCAGAUUUCGAACAGAAAACAAACGAUGAUAUUUCCAUACCUGAAGAACUGGAAGCUAACAAUAAAGGUAAAUCUCCACGUUUGUCUAAAGCUAAAGCGAAUCCUAGAAAAAAGGAGUCGACAUUGAACAGACCACCGGAUUGUAAACCGUCUUCCAUCUUGCAUGUAUUAUGCGACUUGUGUGGCGAAAAGAUGCGCCCUGAAACGAUUGAAGGCCACAAAAAUCGUCAUCUAGGAAUUAAACCUUACAUAUGUCCUGUGGAUGGUUGUGAGUGGACGUUCUACGGUCGAACUAACAUGUCUUUGCACAUGAGACGUAGGCACCCUGAGAAUGGCGUCCCGUAUCAGAAAUGCGACGUAUGCGGCAAAUAUAUCCGAGGAAAUCGUAGUAUCUUCAAUCAGCACAAAAAACGACAUUUUCUAAAAGAGAAAAGCUAUGUCUGUCCAGUGUGUGGCAAAGGCUUCACGCUAGACAGAUACCUCAGACAGCAUUCGAUCAUUCACACAGGACUGUUUCCGUAUGAAUGUAGCUACUGUGGUAAAAAGUUCAACAAUAAAUGGAGUAUGAAGACCCAUGAGAAGAAUAUGCACGAAAAGAAGAACCAAACAUCAACUGGUUAUGAUCUAGACCCGAUUAUAGAUGCGGCUGCAUCUGGAACCAAUUAUGUACAUUAAAUAGUUUGUAUAGCCUCGCAAAUACUUUAUACCACAGACAAACAGACGUAGCUUUCAGAAUAAAUUGCUCUAAAUCAUCCAUCGCAACGGAGCUUGCCAACGACACCUCGUGAGCUCUCCGCGGAACAUAAAUCUGUUGAUCUAAAGUCGCAAAGAAUGUUGCUUAUGCAAGGUAAAUUGAUUAUAUACAGAAACGUCUAGCGCUACGGCAGAUGAUCCAUGCAACUAAU
Molecule: messenger RNA, 2138 nt
Organism: Ochlerotatus camptorhynchus
Lineage: Eukaryota; Metazoa; Arthropoda; Insecta; Diptera; Culicidae
Product: zinc finger protein weckle-like
Exons: 4
Coding region: 76-1908 (610 amino acids)
Biological process (GO): regulation of transcription by RNA polymerase II
Cellular component (GO): nucleus
Molecular function (GO): RNA polymerase II cis-regulatory region sequence-specific DNA binding; DNA-binding transcription factor activity; zinc ion binding
Source: RefSeq, a predicted model, not a curated record